Molecule: messenger RNA, 1242 nt
Organism: Capsella rubella
Lineage: Eukaryota; Viridiplantae; Streptophyta; Magnoliopsida; Brassicales; Brassicaceae
Exons: 7
Coding region: 1-1242 (413 amino acids)
Source: RefSeq, a predicted model, not a curated record
AUGGGAAGACAACCAAAAUUGAAAAUGUUCUUAACUUUUGCAAUUCUAUAUGUUUUCUUCAAUGGAGUAUAUGGAAGCUAUUCACAAGAGAUCGAUAUUAUGUUAAAGACUCUUAAUAAACCUACAUUGAAGACGAUCAAAAGCGAAGAUGGAGAUAUAAUAGAUUGUGUGGAUAUCUAUAAACAACCUGCUUUUGAUCAUCCUCUCUUAAAAGAUCAUAAGAUUCAAAUGAAACCGAGUGUUGAAUUUGUUUCGAAGAGGACUAAUAAUAUUGCUAGUAACAGUUCUUCUAAACCGGUUACAUCCCAGAUUUGGACCAAAUCUGGUAGAUGUCCGGUAGGGACAAUACCGGUUCGUAGAGUUAGUAGAGAAGACAUAAGCAGAGCUUCUUCACCAUCUCAGUUUGGAAGAAAAACUCCUCACGUAUACAAUUUUCUCCACAAAGCUAAUCCCAAUUUAACCGCAGAAGCUAACGCUCCCCGCCCGCAAGACCGGUCGGAAGCCAUUCUUCUUGCGGUAGGGUUCAAUUACAUUGGAGCUCAAUCCCAUAUAAAUGUUUGGAACCCCCCAGUAGUUGAGCAUAGCGAUUACAGCGCCGCGCAAAUUUGGUUGAUUGCUGGUCAAACAGAUAUAUAUGAGACCAUUGAAGCUGGUUGGGUGGUGAAUCCACGGCUUUUCGGAGACACCCGCACACGGCUCUUUGCCUACUGGACUACAGAUGGAUAUGGUAAAACAGGAUGCUUCAACCUCUUAUGCUCAGGCUUCGUGCAAAUAAGUACUCAUGUAGCCUUAGGUGCAGCCAUAAACCCCAUUUCGAAAAAAUCAGGAAAACAAUAUUACAUCACCAUUAGCUUCUUCCUGGAUACCAACACCGGGAACUGGUGGAUUUUGGUCGAGGACAUUGUGUUGGGAUACUGGCCAGGGUCACUCUUGAAAGACCUAAGACACAGUGCCACUGCGGUGCAGUGGGGUGGAGAAGUUUACAGCCCUAAGGUUAGAAAUAAGCCACACACUAAAACUUCAAUGGGGAGUGGAGAGUGGGCAUCUAACCUCUAUGGUAAAGCUUGUUACUUCACAAACAUUAAGAUCAUGGACUAUUCCUUACAGCUCAAGUAUCCUCAGAUGCUUUCCGAGUUCUCGGAUGAGUUCAGGUGUUAUUCUACAUUUCUCUACCGAGAGAAAGACAAGUUGGAGCCGAACUUUUACUUUGGAGGGCCUGGCCAGAAUUCUCAAUGUCCUUAA